Messenger RNA from Anoplopoma fimbria (sablefish), 5468 nucleotides. It is a transcript of the gene fgfrl1a, whose product is annotated as fibroblast growth factor receptor like 1a. NCBI's taxonomy places the organism in Eukaryota, Metazoa, Chordata, Actinopteri, Perciformes, Anoplopomatidae. The transcript is spliced from 7 exons. Gene Ontology annotation, cellular component: plasma membrane. Bases 12 to 1511 code for a protein of 499 amino acids. Gene Ontology annotation, molecular function: fibroblast growth factor binding; fibroblast growth factor receptor activity. The record is from RefSeq and is a predicted model, not a curated record.
AGUAAACCUAAAUGGAGCUUCUCUGGGUCUUUCUGCUGAUGGAGGUGGUCCUGAUGUCCACUGCUGCCAGAGGUCCACCCAGGGUGUCGGAGCGGGUGGCCCACAGACAGAGCAUCCGCCUGGGUCGCACCAUGAAGCUGCCGUGCCCCGUGGAGGGCGACCCCCCGCCGCUCAUCAUGUGGACCAAAGACGGACGCAACAUCCACAGUGGCUGGACGCGCUUCAGGGUGCUGCAGAACGGGCUGCGCAUCAAAGAGGUGGAGACCGAGGACGCGGGGACCUACAUCUGUAAGGCCAUCAACGGGUUUGGCAGCGUGAACAUCAACUACACGCUCAUCGUUAUAGAUGACUCCAGUUCAAGAGGUGGAGCAGCGAUGGCCAAUGGUGACUCUGAACACGCCCCAGAGCUGGCUGGGAAACUGGUGCGUCCGCGUUUCACCCAGCCGUCAAAGAUGAGGAAGCGCGUCAUCGCUCGCCCGGUGGGCAGCUCGGUGCGUCUGAAGUGUACAGCGAGCGGUAACCCUCGCCCCGACAUCGUCUGGCUGAAGGACAGCCGGCCGCUGGAGGACGAGGACGCCGGAGCAGAGGGAGCGGGAGGAGAAGGAGAAGGGAAGAAGAAGAAGUGGACUCUGAGUCUGAAGAACCUGAUGCCCAAGCACAGCGGGAAGUACACCUGCCAUGUAUCCAACAGAGCAGGAGAGAUCAACGCCACCUACAAAGUGGAAGUCAUACAGCGUACCAACUCUAAACCCAUCCUGACUGGCACGCACCCUGUCAACACCACGGUGGACUACGGAGGAACCACGUCUUUCCAGUGUAAAGUCCGCAGUGACGUCAAGCCGGUUAUUCAGUGGCUCAAAAGAGUCGAACCUGGUGACGAGAACAAGUUUAACUCCACCAUAGAGGUAGGAGACCAUCGCUUCGUGGUCCUGCCUACAGGGGAGGUGUGGUCUCGUCCUGACGGGUCCUACCUCAACAAGCUGCUGAUCACCAGAGCCAAGGAGGAGGACGCCGGCAUGUACAUCUGCCUGGGAGCCAAUACGAUGGGCUACAGCUUCAGGAGCGCCUACCUGACUGUGCUACCAGAUCUGAAGCCCCAAAACAACGCUGUCCCCACGGCAACAUCCCCCAGCCUCCCCUGGCCCGUCAUCAUCGGAAUACCUGCAGGAGUCGCCUUCAUCUUAGGCACCGCCCUCCUCUGGUUCUGCCAAUCCAAACGCACCUGCUCCUCCUCUUCUUCAUCCUCCUCCGCUCUUCCCGCCGGCCAGCGUCUACCUGCGGCCAAUCGUGACCGAGCCUGCCCGACGCUGCCUCCUCAGCCGGCCAACGGGGAUAAAGACUGUCUUUCAUACGAGGACUACGUCGCCCAUCAGCAGCUGCUCCUGGCUCAGGGAGGCACUUCGUUGGCCCCCAAGGUCUACCCGAAGAUCUACACGGAUAUUCACACGCACACACAUUCGCACGUGGACGGGAAAGUGCACCAGCACCAGCACAUUCACUACCAGUGUUAGCACCCUUUGGUGUUUUCACAUUUACACGAACAUGUCCCUGUGCAUGCAGACUCAUUCACAGAGGUCCGUACUAGCUGCUGACAAACGGAGCAAAGGACAAGGAAAAGCCACAUGAAAGAGACCGUGAGGAUUCAGAUACAGAAACAUGGGGUCACGCAACUCUUCCUCAUUCUGCUGCAGCCACGUUAUUGUGUAAACACAGACUUAUUCAAGACACAAACAAUGAAGAAUGUAAAGAAAGAAGACAAAGGUUCUUAUUUUUAAGGAAAAUCUGGAAGCCGAUCCAGUAAAAUCUAUGAGAGAAAACCCCAAAAUAUGUUUUAUUCACCUUUUUUUUUUUUAUUUACAAAAUCUUUUCUGUAUUUUUAAAUCUCUCUUUUUUUUUUUUUUUGCUCAAAUGCAUCUUUUAGUACUUUUGGACACAACAACAACCUCCUCAGUAACAGUAGAAAUAGCUCGCCUACGCUACAAGGCUCCAACUAUAGUUACUCAUGUAUAUAGUGGAAUACGAUUAUUAAAGAACAAUAUAGCCUGUAUGUAAUGUAAUAGCUUAAUGUCAGAGUAUAUCUCAGGCGUCAAGCCAACCGAGCCAUAAAAAAACACAAAUCAAGGCAAACUCCCUCAGUAUCCUCUCCCUCUGUAAGGAUGAGGGCUGCUGGGUUUUUUUUGCUUCUGCCGGGCCGCCAGCCGUUCUGAUAAAUGUCCAGCUGCUAUCUAGAAUCUGUGUGAUGUCAAACUGGGUUUCAGAGUUCAGACUGCAUGAAUCUCUCUCAGUAAACAGGGAGGUCCUCCAGAUUAAGCACAGUUUGUGCCCCCUUUACUUCCUGUAAAAAGGUGGCAUUUCCCGUUUCACGUUGUCGCCUUUUCAACUCUGUUUGAUGCUCGCUGACUUAAGAAGAGAGCGAUGGAGGAUUUCAGUUCUCCUCCACGUCAUACGUUCUAAAGCGAACAGCGCAAAGGGAUCAUCUACAAUGCCUCGGUGAAAAGUGGUGCCUUCUAAGAAUUGUUUCCAGAUUUCAUGGAUCACUGUGGGAUCAUUGGAUAUGUCGCAGAUUCUUUGUAAUCUCAUAUGAGAUUUAGAGGACAUAAAAGAGAGGGAAUUCAUCUUAAACUCUUUGACUUUAAGUCCUCAACUCUUCUUCCUUAGGCUCUGUUCUCCACACAUGGCUUGUUACUAAGCAGAGGGACUCAUCUGUUGUCUCUAGCUUUUAUCUAAAAAAGGGUAAAGUUUUGGAUAAAGGGCUCUCUGUCACCCUGAUCAGGAAAAUGGAAGGUGCUGCAUUAAAACAUUUUAGAUGCUGAAAAGAUAAAAUGAGGAGAUCAGCUUUAAACGGAAACACAAACAUUUAGAGCCAUUUUUAUUACACAGAAAGCUAUGUUGAUUACUACAGCAGUACCUGCUGACUAGCUACAAGUACAUCAACUGCUCUCAGUGCUGUAUAAUGACAAUACAUUAUAAUUGUUACUUGAUAAAUACAAUGAUAUACCUGGGUUAUUUAAAUCUGUAUGUUUUGAUUCACUCAUCUACAUAUUAUAUUGACAACCUCAAGAGUUCUUUUAAAUAAUGAGUUGGAUUUAAAGCAUUUCUCUCUGUGUGAUUACAGUUUGGUCUCAUGUUAAUGCCAUUUCAAAGCCCACACAUGUAUUUUGGCUGAUUAGACCUCCUCUCAGGACUGCGGUCAUGUACAAAGUGUGUUCGAUUAAUAUUUCCAUUACUCUCGUCUUGAUUUGUUUCACCUUUUAGAGUGGGGUAACAUAAACCUUUAUACUUCGUAUUAAAGCAUUGAGCUUGGUAACCUGCCCAGCAUUGCUCCUCCUGGCUCCGUACUGAGCAGAGGUCUAAUCAGCCAGAUUAAGUGAAAACACCUGUGUGGGUGUUCAGAGCCUUUGAUUUGUAAACAGGGAGGUCACCUGCAGCUGUUACGAGCUAAGCAAUUAGUAGACUAUAUAAAUGAUCCUAGAGUAAGCUGUCAUCAAAGCGAACGUAAGCUCGAGUAGGAGAGAGUGGAUAUAAAAUUAAGGUCAGCUCUGCUGGGUGAUUAUAAAACCCACAACAAAGAUCGUGAUGAAACAAAGUUUUUAACCUAUAAAAUGUGUUUCCACUCGCACUAGAAUCCAAAAUCUAAAGGUUACUUUUAAAAAAAAUACAACAACUAAAGCAUCAAAUCAUCUGCAAACUGAUGAAAUAGAGUAUUGUUUUUUUAACAGAAUCCAGAGUUUGCAGGGUUUUGGAGACUGAUUCCCAGCUUCUCUUCUUACUUGGAUGGUCCAUGCAAUAAUCUGUUAGUUGUUCUUUCAUUGUUUCACUGCGUUUUUACUUUCACUUCUCAAAUCUAAUUGGAAACCUGCCCCAACAAACCUUUUCAGCUCAAAGCCAAGUCACAGCUGACUUUCUCUCAGGUGUCCAUCUUGUAUGUUCCUUUUGUGUUUGCAUGAAUCUGACCACUAUAAAGAAACAUUGAAAAACAAAAUGCUAAGAUCAGCUGUUUAACAUUACUCUCUGAGAGGCGCACUCACGCCAUGUGACGUAAUGUAAUGGUUGAAACAGUGCGGUGACUCCCUCCAGAGAUGUAUAAAACAUAAAAGAAGGUAUUUGUGAAAUAUGAAAGAAAAGCUGUGGGCGUGUCAUGUAGUUGAUUGCACAAGUAAGAGUUUCUCUCUGCAGACCUUCUACAGGACGAAAUACAACGGUGAGAACUUUACAAGGGUGUGUUUAAACAAGCAUGUGACAGGAAGUGAUAUAUUGAAAUCACCUGGUAACUUAAGCUGCACAUGUGGUCCUUCUUAAGCAUGGGUUGUUGCACAUACAUGUUUUAAACUCAAAUAGGAAUAAUGUACAAAAAUAUACAUAUGGAUACAACAUAUAUGCCCAACUUCUAUUCAAGCCUCAAACUUUAUGCUAUUGCAUAUUUGUAAUCCUUUGUAUUUUGUUUCAAACAUCAAAUUAUUUUUAUUAUUAAGAUUUUUAAUAAGGUGUAGCCUAUAAAACUUGCAUUCUUAAGAUGAGAUGAAGCACACAUAUCUGCACAAAGACAUAUUCAACUAAAUAAAUGAUCAACAUGUGCAUUUCAAACCCCAAACAAAACAUCCUCUGACCUUGUUCUUUUUCGCAGUGUCCUCUCUUCUUUCCUGUAUAACAAUUCAAAUACAUAUACAAAUACAAAUUAGCUAAAGUACGUCAGAACACAAAGAAUAACAUAUAUCAAAAACUAUUUCCUCGCCAAAAGAAAUAUGAAUGUAGGAUUGGAAAUAUGGCAUUAGUAGCUUUUCCUCUGACAUGUUUUUCUUGUCCUCCCAUCUUUUCUGUUUUGAAACAUCUGUUGUCAAAGUCGCCCUGAACAGCUGGAGUGUGUCCUUUUCAUUCUAAGUUUUGCUUCUAAAGUUGGAGGGGUGGGAAAGUUUCCAAACAGUUACACUUUCCUUAAUCAGUGCUGUGUUUUUCUGUGAAAAAUCUCGUCCGUUCAGUGACCUUUUUUCACUUGUUUCACAUGUGAAACCCAGUUUCGUUGUAUUGUUUCAAAGCUAAAUGACUGCCAGUAGAAAGACUGUAUUACCACUAAGCAUGUACAUGGAAUGACAUUAGUGUUGGAAAUAUAGUGUUAGAUCAUUUUGUGAGACUGUUCUGGUCCAAACAGUAGCUCUUGCAACACAUCCCUCUACACAUCGUAAAUGCUAAAUUGUCUCAAGAUUCAAAAAGAAAGCGUGUUUCUAAUUUAUUUUAUUUUAUUUACAUGUUUUGUUUUCAUAUAAUUGGGCAUUAUACUGCAUGAGUGGAUUUUGUGUUAUAUUUGUAAUGAGCUAUGUAGCAAACACCAUGUUCAUGUCAUUGUAAGAUACUGUAUUUAUACGUGCCGACGGAAUAUACGAAAUUUUAUCGAUAAUCUUUGUAUCGACAAUCUUGUACAGUCUAUUGUCAUUUAGGUUAAAUUUCGUUUUUCCCAUUGUAAUCAUUUUAUU